AUGGAGAUUGAGAUCAAGGCAAGCCAUAUUGCUUAUUCUUUCAUUGGUUUCCUCCCUUCAGGAGAAGGAUAUGUGGAUCUAUUACUUUCUCUUGUGGCUACAUUUCAAACUUCCCAUCUCACCUCCUUCACCUCUCUUCAUUUCCCUUCUGAUCAAUUUCUCCUCCCGGCUAUGGCCGCCGUGCUCCGCUCUCUCCGCCGUCGCGAUGUCGCCUCCGCCACCUUCUCUGCCUAUCGCUCGGUAGCACCUCCACCUUGUCCAUGCUUCCUUAUUUUCUUUAUUUUUAUCAUUUCCUGUUGUGAGGGUUGUUCCAUGUUACCUUGCUUUUCCGAUUUGAUCCGUUGUGUGGCAACUGGAGGAAUACUUUCUUACUUUCUCAUUGUUGUGCAGUUGACAGGAAACAGUAAGCCAGCAUAUGUAGCUCACAAGUGGUCUAGUCUGUCUAGACCAUUCAGUUCAAGGCCUGCUGGAAAUGAUGUCAUUGGUAUUGAUUUAGGUACCACCAAUUCAUGUGUUUCCGUCAUGGAAGGAAAGAACCCCAAAGUUAUUGAAAAUUCUGAGGGUGCUCGAACAACACCAUCUGUUGUUGCUUUCAACCAGAAAGGGGAGCUGCUUGUUGGUACCCCAGCUAAGCGUCAAGCUGUAACUAACCCGACAAACACUCUCUUUGGUACCAAACGUUUGAUUGGUAGACGCUUUGAUGAUCCUCAAACACAAAAGGAGAUGAAAAUGGUUCCAUUUAAGAUUGUUAAGGCUCCAAAUGGUGAUGCGUGGGUUGAGGCUAAUGGGCAGCAGUAUUCCCCUAGCCAAAUUGGUGCAUUUGUUCUCACCAAGAUGAAGGAAACUGCAGAAGCUUAUCUUGGAAAGUCAGUUUCUAAGGCUGUAAUUACUGUACCGGCUUACUUCAAUGAUGCUCAGAGGCAGGCAACAAAAGAUGCUGGUAGAAUUGCAGGUCUUGAUGUGCAGAGAAUUAUCAAUGAACCCACUGCAGCUGCACUUUCAUAUGGGAUGAACAACAAGGAGGGUCUCAUUGCCGUCUUUGACCUUGGAGGUGGAACAUUUGAUGUAUCCAUAUUAGAAAUUUCGAAUGGUGUAUUUGAGGUGAAAGCAACAAAUGGUGACACUUUCUUGGGAGGAGAAGAUUUUGACAAUGCUUUAUUGGAUUUUCUGGUGACCGAAUUCAAAAGAACCGAGAGUAUUGACCUUUCAAAGGACAGGCUUGCACUGCAGAGGCUUCGUGAAGCUGCUGAGAAAGCUAAGAUAGAGCUGUCUUCAACAUCUCAAACUGAGAUCAACCUGCCUUUCAUCACUGCUGAUACUUCUGGUGCGAAGCAUUUGAACAUAACAUUAACUAGAUCUAAGUUUGAGGCUUUGGUAAAUCACUUGAUCGAAAGGACAAAGGCACCAUGUAAAAGCUGUUUGAAGGAUGCUAACAUCUCUGUCAAGGACGUUGAUGAGGUUCUUCUUGUUGGAGGGAUGACUAGGGUGCCUAAAGUCCAAGAGGUGGUUUCAGAUAUCUUUGGAAAGUCUCCCAGUAAAGGAGUAAACCCUGAUGAGGCAGUUGCCAUGGGGGCGGCAAUCCAAGGUGGUAUUCUACGUGGAGAUGUUAAAGAGCUACUUCUCCUGGACGUAACACCACUUUCUCUGGGCAUUGAGACCUUGGGUGGUAUCUUUACUAGGUUGAUCAACCGCAACACUACUAUUCCCACUAAGAAGAGUCAGGUGUUUUCAACGGCAGCUGACAAUCAAACUCAGGUAGGUAUCAAGGUGUUACAAGGUGAGCGGGAAAUGGCUGCAGACAACAAAAUGCUAGGAGAAUUUGACCUUGUUGGUAUUCCACCUGCUCCCAGAGGUCUUCCUCAGAUUGAGGUUACGUUUGACAUUGAUGCCAAUGGAAUUGUUACCGUCUCUGCCAAAGACAAAUCUACUGGGAAAGAACAACAAAUCACCAUUCGGUCAUCUGGCGGACUCUCGGAAGAUGAGAUUGAAAAGAUGGUCAAAGAAGCAGAGUUGCAUGCUCAGAAAGACCAGGAGAGAAAGACUCUCAUUGACAUUAGAAAUAGUGCUGAUACUACUAUCUACAGCAUUGAGAAGAGUUUAGGUGAAUACAGAGAGAAGAUUCCCAGCGAAGUCGCCAAAGAAAUUGAGGAUGCAAUUUCGGAUUUGAGAAAGGCGAUGUCAGGGGAUAAUGUUGAUGAAAUUAAGUCAAAGCUUGACGCUGCAAACAAAGCUGUAAGCAAGAUUGGAGAGCACAUGUCAGGUGGUUCUAGUGGUGGUUCCUCAGCCGGUGGUUCUCAGGGUGGGGACCAGGCUCCGGAGGCGGAAUAUGAGGAGGUCAAAAAGUGA
Sphenostylis stenocarpa is the source of this 2346-nucleotide messenger RNA. The record is from the annotation of a GenBank genome assembly. Lineage: Eukaryota; Viridiplantae; Streptophyta; Magnoliopsida; Fabales; Fabaceae.